UAUUCAACUUCUACCAUGCCAUGGAAUUUUAAUGCCCAACUCAUUCGGUCCAAAAAGGAGGGAAAGGUUUUAGCUCCAGCAUUCAUGAUAUCACCUAAGGCAUCUCCAUCUACAUCAUCUGCCUUACCAAAAAGGAGUGACAACACCAGCAGUAGCAGGCACUUGAGCCUGAUCACUGUCAUUUGCAUAUGUAUUGGUGCUCUAAUUGGUGUCCUGGUGAUUGUUCUAUUUAUUUGCUUCUGCACAUUUAGGAAUGGAAAGAAGAAGGCGCCUCCUGUUGAAACACCCAAGCAAAGGACACCAGAUGCAGUAUCUGCAGUUGAAUCACUUCCUCGCCCCACAAGUACUAGGUUCCUUGCAUAUGAAGAACUUAAAGAAGCAACAAACAACUUUGAGGCUUCAUGUGUGCUUGGGGAAGGUGGUUUUGGCCGUGUCUUUAAGGGGAUACUAAGUGAUGGCACUGCUGUUGCUAUUAAGAAGCUUACUACUGGGGGGCACCAAGGAGAUAAGGAGUUUCUAGUUGAAGUGGAGAUGCUGAGCAGAUUGCACCACCGCAAUCUUGUGAAACUCAUUGGAUACUAUAGCAACCGUGAAUUGUCACAAAGCCUUCUUUGUUAUGAGCUUGUUCCUAAUGGAAGCCUAGAAGCUUGGCUUCAUGGCUCAUUAGGCGCUGACUGCCCCUUGGAUUGGGACACCAGAAUGAAGAUAGCACUUGAUGCUGCAAGGGGAUUAGCAUACCUUCACGAGGAUUCACAGCCUUGUGUAAUCCACAGGGAUUUCAAAGCUUCUAAUAUAUUGCUUGAGAAUGACUUUCAUGCUAAAGUGUCUGAUUUUGGUUUGGCCAAACAGGCGCCAGAAGGGCGCUUAAAUUAUCUUUCAACUCGUGUUAUGGGAACUUUUGGGUACGUAGCACCCGAGUAUGCAAUGACAGGACACUUAAUUGUAAAAAGUGAUGUAUAUAGCUAUGGAGUUGUUCUACUUGAACUACUUACUGGGAGGAGGCCUGUGGACAUGUCACAAUCUUCGGGGCAGGAGAAUCUAGUCACAUGGACACGGCCAGUUCUUCGGGAUAAAGAUAGGCUACAGGAACUAGCUGACCCCAAGCUUGGUGGACAAUAUCCGAAAGAUGAUUUUGUGAGGGUGUGCACAAUCGCAGCAGCCUGUGUUUCCCCGGAGGCGAACCAAAGGCCAACGAUGGGCGAGGUGGUGCAGUCACUUAAGAUGGUGCAACGCUCCAAGGAGUUCCAGGAAUCUGUACCGACACCGCCCGCUUGUCCUAAUGCCCGGCAUACUGCAACGACCUAUGAAUCUGAUGGCACUUCAUCCAUGUUCUCAUCCGGGCCCUUCUCAGGCCUCAGCCCCUUUGAGACUGAAAACAUGUCAAGAACGGCGGUUUUCUCGGAAGAUCUUCACGAAGGGGCCGCGGUUGCGGCGGACGCCAAGCCGUACAGCCCGACGGACUCCAUCCUGCUCAACUGCGGUUCCACGGCGGACGGCCUUGACGCGGACGGGCGCAAGUGGCUGGCGGACACCAACAACAACAUGUGGCUGGGCGACUCCGGCAAGUCGUCCCUGAUGGCGGCGGCGGACGAGCUGGACUCGUCGCUGCCGUCGACGAUCCCCUACAUGACGGCGCGCGUCUUCACGGUGGACACGGUGUACAACUUCACGGUGAACCCCAAGGACCGGCACUGGCUCCGCCUCCACUUCUACCCGUCGUCCUACAACGGGAUCGCGCCCGAGGACUUCCGCUUCUCCGUCUCCACCUCCACGGGCCUCACCCUCCUCCGCAACUUCAGCGUGUGGGUCACCACCAAGGCGCUCACCCAGGCCUACAUCGUCCGGGAGUUCUCGCUCCCGCGGACGCCCGCGGGGUUCAUCGCCGUCACCUUCACCCCCACGCCCACGCCCAUGACCAACGUCACCUACGCCUACAUCAACGGCCUGGAGCUCAUCUCCAUGCCCGACAUCUUCGAGGACCCCGCCACCAUGGUGGGCUUCGCCGACCAGACCGUUGACAUCGCCGCCUCCUCCUUCCAGACCAUGUACCGCUUCAACAUCGGCGGGGGUUACAUCCCGCCCUCCAACGACUCCGGCCUCGCCCGCUCCUGGUUCGACGACACGCCCUACGUCUUCGGCGUCAUGCAGGGGGUCAGCUACACGGCCGGCCCCCGCUUCCACGUCAAGUACCCCACCGAGGCGUCCGAGUACGCCGCCCCCGUCGAGGUCUACCUCGGCACCCGCUCCAUGGGCUCCGACCCGCGCGUCAACCAGAACUACAACCUCACCUGGACCAUGGAGGUGGACGGCAACUUCACCUACGUCGUCCGCCUCCACUUCUGCGAGCUCCUGCUCAACAGGCCCAAUCAGCGCGCCUUCGACAUCUACAUCAACAACAAGACGGCGCAGUCCGACGCCGACGUCAUCGAGAUGACGUCCGAGCGUGGCGUGCCCGUGUACAAGGACUUCGCCGUGCACAUGGCCGACGACCCCGGGGAUGAGGUCAUGUGGGUGGCCAUGCACCCCUCCGUGGCGCUCAGGCCCCAGUUCUACGACGCCAUCCUCAACGGCCUCGAGGUCUUCAAGCUCAACGACAGCGCCGCCAACCUGGCCGCGCCGGACCCCGUACCGUCCAAGAUGCUCGCGGAGGCGGAGCUGAGCGAGAGUGAGAAGGAAAGGUCCAAGAAGUCCAAGGACCAGGCAAACAUGGCGACGGUCAUAGGUGGCACGGCGGGCGGCGCCGCUGCGGUGGGGAUCGUCGCGGCCAUCUGCCUGGUGGUCUACCACAACAAGAAGAACAGGGAGCUCACCGGCAGCGACUCGCACAACUCCGGCUGGCUGCCCAUGUACCACUCUACAACCAGCGGCAAGUCGUCCGGCCACCUCGCGGCGAACCUGGCGGGCAUGUGCCGGCACUUCUCCAUCGCGGAGAUAAAGACGGCGACCAAGAACUUCAGCGAGUCGCUGGUGAUCGGCGUGGGCGGGUUCGGGAAGGUGUACCGCGGCGUGGUGGACGGCGACACCAAGGUGGCCAUCAAGCGGUCCAACCCGUCGUCGGAGCAGGGCGCGCUGGAGUUCCAGACGGAGAUCGAGAUGCUGUCCAAGCUGCGGCACCGGCACCUCGUCUCCCUCAUCGGCUUCUGCGAGGAGAGCAACGAGAUGGUCCUCGUCUACGACUACAUGGAGCACGGCACGCUGCGGGAGCACCUCUACAACAAGGGCAGCAACCCGCCGCUGUCGUGGCGGCACCGCCUCGACAUCUGUAUCGGCGCCGCGCGGGGUUUGCACUACCUCCACACCGGCGCCAAGUACACCAUCAUCCACCGCGACGUCAAGACCACCAACAUCCUCGUGGACGAGAACUGGGUCGCCAAGGUCUCCGACUUCGGCCUCUCCAAGUCCGGCUCCUCCACGGUGAACCAGGCGCACGUCAGCACCAUGGUCAAGGGGAGCUUCGGAUACCUCGACCCGGAGUACUUCCGGCGGCAGCAGCUCACCGACAAGUCGGACGUCUACUCCUUCGGCGUCGUGCUGUUCGAGGUGCUCAUGGCGCGGCCGGCGCUGAGCCCGCAGCUGCCGCGGGACCAGGUCAGCCUCGCCGACUAUGCGCUCAGCUGCCAGCGGAAGGGCACCCUGCCGGACGUCGUCGACCCGACCAUCAAGGACCAGAUCGCGCCAGAGUGCCUCAUCAAGUUCGCCGAGACGGCGGAGAAGUGCCUAGCCGACCAAGGCUUGGAGCGGCCGUCCAUGGGCGACGUGCUGUGGAACCUCGAGUUCGCGAUGCAGCUGCAGGACGCGUUCGACGGCGCUAGCGGGCGACGGCAGGCCCAAGACGACGGGAGCGGCAGUGGGCGCCCGGUGCUCGAGCCCAGCAACAGCUAUGGGAGCACCGCUAGCGUAACGACGAUCGGGACGUCGUCCACGUCCAGGGCGCACGACGCUUGCGUCGUAAUAGAGGAGGAGGACGACGACAUAACCAACCGCGCGGCCUUCUCGCAGCUCGUGCAACCCACCGGGCGGUGACACGAGCCGAGCGGCUCCCUGUUUCCACGGGGCC
This is a messenger RNA of Triticum dicoccoides, 4057 nucleotides long. RefSeq names its product receptor-like protein kinase ANXUR1. NCBI's taxonomy places the organism in Eukaryota, Viridiplantae, Streptophyta, Magnoliopsida, Poales, Poaceae. The record is from RefSeq and is a predicted model, not a curated record. The transcript is spliced from 7 exons. Gene Ontology annotation, molecular function: protein kinase activity; ATP binding. The coding region runs from base 16 to 4023 and encodes 1335 amino acids. Gene Ontology annotation, biological process: protein phosphorylation.